UUAAGGCAAGAGUUAAAUCUACUAUACCUUCGCCAAAAAAAAACAAGAGUUAAAUCUACUAUUAUUCUGUUUCUCUCAAUCACAAGCAGAAAGAGUUCAAGAGAAGCCAAAGUAGAUAUGAUGGUGGAGCAAAGGCUUGAUUUUAUCAGCAAUUUACCACGUGAAAUUCAGCAACAAAUCUUUUCAUUCAUCACUUUGAAAGAGGCCGUGAGAACUAGCAUUCUCUCAACUGCAUGGAAGAGCCUCUGGACACCAUUUGAAAUAAACUUGGGCUCUGAUUCAAAUCAAAGAACCAAUCAUGAAGCUUGCGAAAAGCUAACGCAAGCCAUGGCUAUUUUCUUGAGAUCUUGGAAUGGUCCAGAGCUAUGGAAGUUCAGUCUCAGCAUCCCCGAGAGAAAGAACGACGAUCUGAUCUUCUCAGCUAUCAAGGGAGCAGAGAAGGAGGUCCAUCUUGACUUCUCUGGAAGAAAACAAAUGAUAAGCAAUUUCAGUUUGAUAUUGGAGACAAUUUUUCCAACUACUUUGAAUCAACCUAUAGAUACAUCCAUGUUCUCUUCUCUCAGGACUCUGCAUCUGAGAUCACUAAACCACCUAGCCAAGAACUUGGUUUCAACUUUUUUCUCCAAUUGUCAGCUUCUUGAAAGCUUGAAGCUUGAGAAAUGCAAUGGACUACAAAGUAUAGAUAUCAAAUCAAACCGGUGUCUUCAGAGCUUCAUAAUAGUAGACUGUCCAGACAUGGUAUGUGUAACACUCUCUGCUUCUAAUCUCAAGUCCUUCUGGUACAGAGGAGUUCUUCCUCAAAUUCAUCUGGAAAACACUCCACAACUGAUCGAUGUGAUACUCGAUUUGGGAGAAGGUUUAGGCCUCAACGAGUUUGAUUGCGAGGAUGUUCUAAAUCUUCUAGCUUCUAUCAAGGACACUAAAUUUCUCACAAUAAGUGGCUGGCUUCUUGAGUGGCUAUGUGCAGCAGGAGUGAUUUAUGUAAAACUUGAAUUUAAAUUCAAUAAGUUAACGCAACUGUGCUGGAUUGGUUCGUCAAUGGACAGAACAAAGCGAAACUCGUUGGCUUGCUUCUUAAAGAUAUCACCUUUCUUGGAGAAGUUGUUAGUCAAUGUUGACAAAGGUUGCAUCUCCAUCCCAUGUCCAUUUUUCCACCAAUACUGGCAUGAGCCUCACUUGUGGAUGGAUUGUGAAACCAGUUCUAAUGCAUCACAGCUCAAACAACUAAAAAUUGUUAAGUUGACUGGUUUUACGAGCGAAGAUGAUCAGCUCUUGUUAAUGGAUCUUUUACUUAAGAAGGCAGCUAAUCUCAAGUCGAUGAUCGUAGCAUCACCAGAGAAUCAAUCAUGGCAUGUUUUUAAGAUCCCACAAAGUCAGCUAAAGCAGACAGCGAGGUGUUACUCAAAACAAAUUGGGAUUUCAUCUGCAAACAAGGAUUGCUUUUUUGGAUUGACAGAAGUGAGCAACAAUUAAUGGCUUAUCUCUGCAAAAGGGGUGGGGCUUGUAAUUUUGGGAUUUUACUAAAUUUUGAAUGUAAAAAAAUUGUAUUCCCACAGGGUAAAAAAGUAAAGAAAAAGAAACGCAAGUUUCUGUUUGUACAUAUUCAGCUACACCUAUUUUUUGUAAAAAUAAAAAUAAAAAUAAAAAUUUAUUUUAUUAUCUUUCA
Cornus florida is the source of this 1666-nucleotide messenger RNA. Its product is annotated as F-box protein At5g03100-like. The record is from RefSeq and is a predicted model, not a curated record. The transcript has 4 exons. Bases 118 to 1473 code for a protein of 451 amino acids. Lineage: Eukaryota; Viridiplantae; Streptophyta; Magnoliopsida; Cornales; Cornaceae. Gene Ontology annotation, molecular function: protein binding.